GUCACAGGCAAGGGCCGCCAUUUUGACUGAGCAACCCUAGUGACAGGAGCCGAAGCAGCAGCGCAGGUUGUCCCCGUUUCCCCUCCCCCUUCCCUUCUCCGGUUGACUUCCCGGGCCCCCUACACUCCACAGUCCUGGUCCCGCCAUGUCCCAGAAACAAGAAGAGGAGAACCCUGCGGAGGAGACCGGCGAGGAGAAGCAGGACACACAGGAGAAAGAAGGUAUUCUCCCUGAGAGAGCCGAGGAGGCAAAGCUAAAGGCCAAAUAUCCAAGCCUAGGACAAAAGCCUGGAGGCUCCGACUUCCUCAUGAAGAGACUCCAGAAAGGGCAAAAGUACUUUGACUCAGGAGACUACAACAUGGCCAAAGCCAAGAUGAAGAAUAAGCAGCUGCCAAGUGCAGGACCAGACAAGAACCUGGUGACUGGUGAUCACAUCCCCACCCCACAGGAUCUGCCCCAGAGAAAGUCCUCGCUCGUCACCAGCAAGCUUGCGGGCGGCCAAGUUGAAUGAUGUUGCCCGGGGCUCCGCCAGAUCCUGAGACGCUGCCCUCCUGGGUCCUGUGCUGGCUCCUGCCCCUCCCUGCUUUUGCAGCCAGGGGUCAGGAGGUGGCUCGGGCGCGGGCUGGAGAGGCAGAAGCCCCUGCCCAGCGGUGUCCCAGCGCAUGGGGCCCCUUGGGCUGAGCACCAAGACCCUGAACCUUUUUUGUUUUACCUUUUUUCCAAAUAACUGUUGGGAGAAAUCUCAGUGAAAUCCUGGCGGGGAUGGGAGGGGGUGGGUGGGGCGCGGGUGUGGUGUUUGAGAGGGUGGGGUGGGAAAUUUGGGGGGGGAUAUGAAAUAGGCCUUGGAGUUGAUAAAAACAUGCCUGACUAUUCUCCUUCCUAACCAUGUGGCUGGUGUGGGAUGGGUGUGAGGGCGAGGAGUGGAGUAGACUCCAGAUGAGGAGUUCCAAUUCAGCUCUGUAGAGAAAUGCCUUGUUUGCUUGGAUGUGGCUGGGGAUCUGGUGUCAGAUAAAAGAAACUGUCCGUCUAAAUAUGACAGAUGCAAACAGCUCCUCUGGUUCUGCAGAGCAAGCUGAGAACACAAUUAAUGUUAAUUGUUCGUUGAAAAAAGUGCUGUCCUUGAAAUAGAUUUACUGUGGGGAGAAGGGCAGUGAGUGUGGGGAAAGGGGGCCAUGAGCAUGGGGAGCCCCACAGAGCCCAGGAGACUUUUUCAGUAUUUGAAAUAAAAAAAAAAGAAGACAACCCACAAAAAAACACAACCCAGAAAUACUCUGAAGCAGUUGGUGUGUUUUAUUGGGGUUUGGGGAAAGGGAAGAAAAUGAAACUGAAGACACCAUUCAGGGGAGAAGCUGGUGUGGAGCCCUGAGUUCUAAGGAACCGGGGCCCUUAAUAGGGGAUGUGACUGGGCUUCCCACUUCCAUCACUCAGGGAGAGCGAGGAGGGAUGUUAGCAUAUAGAUCUGGGCUUUUCCUGACUCCCGUCUAUCCUUUUGUUUCUGUAGCUAAUGUAGAAGAUGCAUCAACCUCAGGUUUUGGCUCACAAAAUGAAGAAUUUGAUCUAAAUAGUUUAUUAACACCUAGAGCUUAGUUCAGGCUAAGCAAAAAAGAGACGCCCACUCUUCCUUUUCCCUUUCAGUCUUCCAUUCCUUCACAAGUUCUCAUGUCUGUGAAGGAGAAAUGUGACCUCUAGUAAUAAGCCAAAAGGAACUCAAGCCUUUUUGCUUGUGGCCAGCAGGAGGCAGAGUGACUUCUUUCCUCCCCACCUCCCAAGCAUCAACUGCAAGAAGUUACAAACUGCUUGUGAAUGUAUUAUAGAAAAGAAUGUUACCAACAAACUCACACCUGUCUCCCCGACACACACCAACAUUGACAUGUGUCUCUUUGCCUAUUUUGCCCAACUUUGAGGAGAGUAUAUUAUAUUUUCCCAAAUGUGAUUGGCUUCUCAAAUGAGUAUGCAUCAAGGAAGAUAAACAAGGUCCAGUAGACAUAGAUAUUCCAGAGAACUCUCCAUCUUAUUGAAGGGGAAGGGCACUUCUAAACUGGACUAGGACUCAUUCUUAAUGAUCCUUAAUCAGAAGUUUUCCAAAUAUGUUUUCAGCUACUCAGGAUGUUACUAACUUGCGCUCUCCUGAUUUAGCCAGGGGAUUGUGAUGCCUCCCAACCACUGGCCUUUCUGAGUGAGCCCGUGGUAUGGAGAUACAUUAAAAACAUUCCCUACUUUUGUGGGGUUUAUUGUCUUUGUGGAAGAAAAGCUAUGCAAAAGUUCACAUGCUUCAGAAGUUAUAAACUCAAAGCAAGGAGCUACACAUACACAAAUUAGUAGAAUGUUUACUGUGGUGGGGUUAGUGAGUCUUCUCAACCCUCCUAUUCCCCUUAAACCAAUCCCAUGACUUCUGAGCAUGCCAUCCCUAGUGUAUGUUUGCCAUCCCUAAUGGCUGGGGAGUGAGAUCAGUGAGGCUGAAUGUGGGGGCAUCAUUCAGUGCAGUUUCGUUUUUAAUACAGGUAAAGUUGAAGUAUAGAAAUAAAUUACUUAUAAGGUGGCAAAGUGAGUUCGCUGAAGAGCUUGAGAUAGUAUCUAGGCUUUUUUUUUUUUUUUUUUAAGAAGGCUCCACGCUGGGCAUGGAGCCCAGCCCUGGGCUUGAACUCAGGACCCUGAGAUCAAGACCUGAGCUGAGAUCAAGAGUCGGACGCUCAACUAACUGAGCCACCCAGGCGUCCCAUAUCUAGGCUUUUAUAUGACUUUUCCAUUAUUCCUGGUUUUCCUGGUCCUUAGUUUUAAGCUGUAGUCUUAGGAAUCCUGGGUGCCAAGAAAGGAUUGUGGCAAUCUCUAUUGUGGUGUAAAACCUUGCCAUUCCUUCUCCCUCACUCCCAUACUGCGGGGCCACGCAACCAGAACAGACUGCUCUGCACUGCUCCAAAUGGCGAUUCCUGCCCAUAUUCCAGAGUGGAGUCAAGAGUUCUUCCAUUCCUCCCAACAUGGCUGAGUGAUGAUUCUGCUGACAAGCCUCUCAGCCAUCUGAUACAUAGGGUGGCAGGGACGAAGUCACCAUGAUUCUUGUCCAGCAGCAUUUAUUUUGAGCUAAUGUAGCCUGGGCAUGGAAAAUGCAGGCAAAAGCAAGCUAACUUGGGAGAGUCACCGUUGAGAAUAUCUGCAGUGAGCAAGCAGCCCUCGGGUGUGUAGUGCCCUCUGCUGGGCCUUUGAGGGGGUUACCAAGGAAAGUGAAGCGAAGCUGUGACAGAGGCAUACAAAUAAAUGCAAAUUCAUGUAGUUCUACACGGAAUGCCAAGAGCCAAGGGAAGGAGAGUCAGGAGAGGAGUUGUUAGCUGAAAUUUUCUUAGAGAUGGGGGACUUACUAAUGAUCAGGUGAGGCCUCCCAUGCUUGGGCAAGAAUAUGUUCAUUCACAUGUAACUGUUGAACACACUUUGCAAUCAGAAAUAUUAGCUAUUGUUGGGCAGAUAGUGUAAGAAAUGGUGUCUGCCCUGGAGGAACUUGAAGCCUCAUUGAGACAAAACUUCUACAUAUGAUGCAAGACUGCAUAGCAUCAGUCAGGCUGUGGUAAAAGAAUUCUGAGGGGUGCCUGGGUGGCGCAGUCGGUUAAGCGACGAACUCUUGGUUCCGGCUCAGGUCGUGAUCUUAGGGUCAUGAGAUUGAGCCGUGUGUCAGGCUCCAUGCUCAGUUCAGAGUCCGCUUGGGUUUUCUCUCUCGCUCUCUCUUUCAAAUAAAUAAAUCUUUUUAAAAAAAAAUCUCAGGGGCACCUGGGUGGCUCAGUCGGUUAAGGGUCUGCCUUUGGCUCAGGUCAUGAUCCUAGGGUACUGGGAUCAAGCCCCACAUUGGGUUCCUUGCUCAGUGGGGAGCCUGCUUCUCCCUCUCCCUCUGCCUUCUGCUCCCCCUGCUUGUGUGUGCUUUCUCUCUGUCAAAUAAAUAAAUAAAAUCUUAAAAAAUUCCCAGAAGGGAAAAUCCAAAGGGCUGGAAUCAUUAGGUAAAUAUUACUGGUGGAAAUGGAAAUUGAACUGGGCCUUGAAAGUUGGAUAGUACUUAAAUAGUCCAGUUCGAGGGGCACUAGGUGGCACAGUCGGUUAAGCCUCUGACUCUUGAUUUCGGCUCAGGUCGGGAGAUCUAGCCCCAGGUCAGGCUCCAUGCUCCGCAUGGAAUCCGCUUAAGACUUUCCCUCUCCCUCUGCCCCUGCCCUGUCUCUCUCUAAAAAUAAAUAAAUCUUCAAAAAAAUAAUAAAUGAAUAGUCCAGUUCAGUUACUUAAUAAGAGCCCAAAAUAUGCCAGGCACUGUGCUAAAAUAUAAGUGAUAUGUGGGUGCUUUCUUUUUCCACAUGAAGAAACCAUACUAUAUUGUUAAACUUGGGUCGUAGAGGCCUAGCUACGUAGAGAAAGAGGGAUGAGUAAAUAAUUGCUAAAUGUUUUGAGUACUUAGGAUGUGUCAAGCCCCAUGCUACGUGCUUAACUUACACCCUCUCAUUUAUUCCUCACAGCAGUUCUAUGAGUAGGCAGUCAGACUGCUGCCAUUAUACAAGUGAGGAAACUAAAACAAUAACUUGCCCAAGUCACACAGCUUCUGAGAGUGGAGGCAGGAGUCACUCCAAUGCCUACAAGGGGUUCAGGAAAGAGUAAUCAGGAAUACUUUCAUGGAGUAAGUUCUGAGAGAGGAGCAGGAUUUCUCCAGAAAGAUAAGGUGAUCAGGGGCCUUUUGGUAGACAGACCAACACUUAGACAGGAUGAGACAGUGUGGAAUGGGUGGUGCUUCAGCAGCAGUAUUGGGUCCUAGGGAGUGGCUGGUCCAAGGCCAAGAAGGCAGGCAGGAGCGAGGUUACAGAGGAUAUGGCAGGCAGGCAGGCCCAGGGACCUCUGAGGGGAUGGCAGAGAAAAGACCUGGUCAGAUCUGUGUUUUAGGUAGGUUACUGCCAAAUUGUGUGAAGGGCUUUAAAUUAAAGGUGAAGUAUUUAGGGAUGGGCUGGUUCUAGUGUCAAGCUGUCUGGUUUUAAAUUCUGAUUUUGACAUAUUUUGGUAACUCAGGACAAGUUUCCUAAACUCUGUUUGCUUCAGUUUAUUUAUUUGUAAAAUAGGAAUGAUGUGGUACCUACCAUAAAGGGUGGUUGUGCUGAUUAAACAAAAUAAGGCGUGUAAAGCCCUUCAGGGAUGUAACAGCACCUAAGAAAUGGUUUCUGCCCUCAAGGCGCUUACAGACUAUAGGGGGAUGUGAUAAAGACGGGUAGGCAGACAGAAUACAAGAUGGGAAAGAUGGGAUAAGCACAAAAUGCUCUGAAAGCACUCACCUAAUUUGGGAGGUGGAAGAAUAGUCAGGAAGAUCCUUUCACAGAAAGUAGCUUGUAAGCUGAAAUCUGAUGGAGUAGUAGGACAUGGUCAUGUAAAGGGGUUAGAUUGGGAAAGGGGGUCUUCCAAAUGGAAGGACAGCAUGUGAAAAGAUUUAGAGGUAUUGUGUUCUGGGAACUUAAAAUAAUUGAGGGACACGUGGAUGGCUCAGUCAGUUGAGUGUCCGACUUCUGGUUUCUGCUUGGCUCAUGAUCUCAGGGUCAUGAGAUCGGGCCCACUCAGUGGGGAGUCUGCUGGAGAUUUUUUUUCUCUCUCCCUCUGCCCUCCCCCCUGCUCGUGCACUCUCUUUCUCUCUCUAAAAUAAAUAAAUCUUUAAAAAAUAAUAAUAAUUGAGAGUAGCUGUAGCAUACCAAACAGCAGAUGGGGUGCAAAGAAAUGGGUGGAGGGAGGGGAGAGUCCGAUCACAAAGGGCCCUUUGGACUUGAUCCUGGAGGCAAUGAGAAGCUGCUGAGAUUUUAAGCAAGGUAAUGACAUGAUCAGAUUGGCUCUUUAGAAUAAUCUUUCUGACCACGGUGUGGGCAAGAGACUGGAGAGGGUAAAAUUGAUGUAUUUAGAGGGGCUGUUAACAGGAUGGAAAAGUUAAGGGAUUUGGUUGUUAUGAAGGGAAAGAUGAUGAUUCAGUUUGUGGCAUAAUAAAUUCGAAGUAGCAAUGCAACACCUAAGUGCGGACACUCCACUUAGUUAACUGUUACCAUGGGCUAGUUAUGAGUAAGAUAGACUAUUGUGUUGCUACAGAUUAGGAACUAAAGAAGGUAAGGACAGUGGGGAUGAAGAAGAGUGGACAAAUCAAGAAAUACACGGAAAGUACAAUCAGCAGAACUUGAUGGGGGGGCGGGGUGUGCAACUUGGGAAGAGACAGGACUCUAAUAAAAAAUUCCUAGGUUUCUGGCCUGGGUUACUGGGUAAAGGAUGAUGUCAUAACCUAGAGAGACACUACUACUGGAAGAGCAAGUUUAAAAAGGAAGAUAAUGAGUUCAGUGUUGCAGAAGGGAUGAUAUGAGGUGCCUCUAGGACAUCCAAGAGUAGAUGACUGGGAAGUUACUGGAUUUAUGAGUCUAGAGGUUGGAGAAGUCAAAAUAGGAAACUCCACUAAGUGGAGUGUCCGCACUUAGGUGUUGCAUUUAACACUAAUGACCAUGGAAGUGAAAGCAUAUAGAGCAGAAAGACUGGAGGGCUGACCCUGAUGAAAGCUAACAUGUGGGGUGCCUGGGUGGCUCAGUGGUUAAGCGUCUGCCUUUGGCUCAGGUCAUGAUCCCAGGUGGGAUCAAGCCCCGCGUCGGGCUCCCUGCUCGGUGGGAAGCCUGCUUCUCCCUCUCCCGCUCCCCCUGCUUGUGUUCCCUCUCUCGCUGUGUCUCUUUCUGUCAAAUAAGUAAAUAAAAUACUAAAAAAAAAAAAAAGAAAGAAA
Mirounga angustirostris (Northern elephant seal) is the source of this 6748-nucleotide messenger RNA. RefSeq names its product endosulfine alpha (gene ENSA). The record is from RefSeq and is a predicted model, not a curated record. Gene Ontology annotation, cellular component: cytoplasm. Lineage: Eukaryota; Metazoa; Chordata; Mammalia; Carnivora; Phocidae. The coding region runs from base 146 to 511 and encodes 121 amino acids. The transcript has 4 exons. Gene Ontology annotation, molecular function: protein phosphatase inhibitor activity.